Messenger RNA from Lathyrus oleraceus (garden pea), 546 nucleotides. Its product is annotated as protein argonaute 5. NCBI's taxonomy places the organism in Eukaryota, Viridiplantae, Streptophyta, Magnoliopsida, Fabales, Fabaceae. Gene Ontology annotation, molecular function: nucleic acid binding. The record is from RefSeq and is a predicted model, not a curated record. Bases 117 to 494 code for a protein of 125 amino acids. The transcript is spliced from 5 exons.
GUGUCUCAAUAGAGGAUGGGUAUCUACCUAAAGUUACUUUUGUAGUGGUCCAAAAGAGACAUCACACCCGUCUCUUUCCUGUCAACCCCAAAGAGACCGAUAGAAGUGGAAAUAUUAUGCCAGGAACCGUGGUAGACACCAGCAUUUGUCACCCUAGGGAAUUUGAUUUUUACCUUAACAGCCAUGCAGGAAUUCAGGGGACUAGUCGACCAACGCAUUAUCAUGUGCUGUAUGAUGAAAAUAAAUUCACUGCAGACCAGCUACAGAGUUUGACCAAUAACUUAUGCUACACUUAUGCGAGGUGUACUCGAUCUGUCUCAAUAGUUCCUCCUGCCUAUUAUGCACACUUGCUAGCUUUCCGCGCUAGAUACUACAUAAGUGAAGUUGAAAAUUCUGAUUCUGGUUCUGCAAGUGGAAAUAGGAGUGCCACCAACUUUGUGUCGACUCUGCCAUCUAUCUUGGAAAACGUCAAAGAAGUAAUGUUUUACUGUUGAUCUUGAUUUGUCGUACAAGCUUCGUGGAUAGAUUUAGGAGUUAGGAUAUUCA